Messenger RNA from Diatraea saccharalis (sugarcane borer), 643 nucleotides. The record is from the annotation of a GenBank genome assembly. NCBI's taxonomy places the organism in Eukaryota, Metazoa, Arthropoda, Insecta, Lepidoptera, Crambidae.
UACAGCUAGAGGAGAUAGCAGGUCGCUCUGCAGAUGGCUGGCUCACGAUAAAAAUAGGGUGAAUGAAAGAAAAAUUUGCUUCUAUUUACACGACCGUGUUACAUUCCUUACAGCCGGACGCGGUGCCUUGCAGUCUCAAUGAGACGGCGAUGUUGAUAGUACUGGCUGUCGGCGCUCUCCAGUCAAUAGUCAACCUUUUAAUAAGCAUGAUAGUAAACAAAGUCGGACGGCGUAAUCUAGUGAUGGUGAUAACCGCGUUGUGCGGCGCGAGCGGCAUCCUCGUGAACCUGGUGCCGAACACCAUCGCCAGCGCCGUCCUCUACAUGGUGCUGCUGACCGGUAUUAUAGUCGUCGGACUAUACACUGCCAUCAUUGUAGCACUCUUCCCGACGCAUCUCAGAGCACUGGCGGUUUCGCUGGCGUUGACUGGUGGCCGUAUUGGUACUUUCGCCUCCAUACAGAUCCUAAACGUUCUUUUGGAAACUAAUUGCGACGCAGGCUUCUAUAUAUUUUCCGUACUCUUCGCCUGUGAGUAUACUUCUCCCUAAUAUCAUAGGCAAUGGUUGCGUUGUAAUUGAAUGCAAAUAGAUGGCGCUGUUUUAUUACAUAUUUUCUUGACAAUUUUAUGAUUGAUCAUACAAUU